Molecule: messenger RNA, 414 nt
Organism: Prunus armeniaca (apricot)
Lineage: Eukaryota; Viridiplantae; Streptophyta; Magnoliopsida; Rosales; Rosaceae
Source: the annotation of a GenBank genome assembly
AUGGAGUUGAAGAGACUGCACAGACUAAGGUUUAUGAUCAACAAGCCCUGUCUUUUUUUCUUACUCUCAAUUUCUGCCCUAUUCACCACCAUCAGCUCAAAUACAUGUCCAGAUAGCAGGUGUGCCUUGAAAGCUAUAGCUGGUACAUAUUUUCAGGAAUUUGGGAAGCAAAGUGGCAAUUAUAUGGAGGGGAGGAUCAAUAUGAGGGAGCAGAGGCUGAACAUUCCGUUGAGCAUAGCAAGGAGGUACUUGAGUGGACCUGGAUCGUCGCCGCCUCGGUGCACAUCCAAGUGUGGCAGGUGCACCCCGUGCAAGCCGGUUCACGUGCCCGUGCCACCUGGGACGCCGGUGACGACAGAGUAUUACCCGGAGGCUUGGAGGUGCAAAUGUGGCAACAGGCUGUACAUGCCAUGA